Ostrinia furnacalis (Asian corn borer) is the source of this 2855-nucleotide messenger RNA. RefSeq names its product protein-glucosylgalactosylhydroxylysine glucosidase. The coding region runs from base 137 to 2449 and encodes 770 amino acids. The transcript is spliced from 14 exons. The record is from RefSeq and is a predicted model, not a curated record. Gene Ontology annotation, molecular function: hydrolase activity, hydrolyzing O-glycosyl compounds. Lineage: Eukaryota; Metazoa; Arthropoda; Insecta; Lepidoptera; Crambidae. Gene Ontology annotation, biological process: carbohydrate metabolic process.
UAGGUGACGCUGCGAUCGCCGCACGCGCUGUCCAGACUAAACAUAUUCGAAUUACUUUAUCGGUCGCGACCUCUUUGGUUCGAAUCAGUGCGUCGGACCUCCUCGGUGAAAUCGAUUGAAAAAAAAACAAGCGUGAAUGUGGCAGUUUUUGGCGCGAAAUAAACAAGUAGCAGCCAUGCUUGGUGUGCUAGGCGUGGCGGCCAUUGUGGUUAUAGUCCUCAGUACCAAGGGAUCCAGUCAUUACCUGGUGGAGAACCAGCCUGAAGAAACUGACGAUAUUAGCAAUGAUCCACACAUUUUUUCCACUUACACAUUACCAGGUGAAGACCGCUUUAUGCCCUCCAUAGGGAAUGGGCAUGUAGCUACCAAUAUCUUUAGUGAUACAGUCUACAUGAAUGGCUUAUACAAUGGCCGUAAGGGCGUAAGUCGCCGAGCCAGAAUACCUGGCUACGCCAACAUUCGUUUAAACUCUACAUUGACCCAUUUUCCUUUUAAGCCAGUUUAUAGUUUAGACACAAGAGACGGCGUUUUCAAGGUUCGCGUAGACAGAGACAGAUCAAUUGUUACCCAAAGGAUAUACGCUCAUAGGUUUUAUACCAGAGCUAUAGUGAAUCAGAUCCAAGUAGUCUCUAAGCCCCAUGUCGAUCCAAACUUUAUGCACCACGAGAUCUGGAUAGCCGUGAAACUAAUGCCCGGACCUACAAGCAAUGAUAUAACAUUUGAGGACCCGAUUCCCGAAAUAUACGAUGGCCGGACGAUUUGGAGUUCCUGUGGGCAAACGAAGGAGACUGAGGACCCUACAUACCAGCCGCUACCAGUGGAUGUUUGUGUUUAUUGGACAUCUGUGCCAGACCACCUGGUGGUCCCACAGCAUGGAUCCAGGGUAUUCACGUUUGCGAUGACAGUGGACAACAACAAGACAUUGGCCAGGGAAGAGUUACUACAAGUAUUGCAGGAGGAUGGCGAAGAGUUGUACCAGAAGCAUGUCGAACCUUGGCAUCAGUUGUACUACCAGUCUGGGUUUGACAUCGAGGGAAAUCUGAAUCUGUCCAAAAUAGUCAACGGGAUCUGGUACUAUUUCCUGAGCUCGCUACCUUCGGAGGAAUCACAUCAACCUUUGAACCGGUACUUUGGAUUGAGUCCUACAGGACUCGCUAGAGGUGGCACCUUUGAUGACUAUGAAGGGCACAACUUCUGGGAUACUGAAAUGUGGAUGUUCCCCUCGAUUCUCCUGAUGUAUCCUCAAUACGCAAAAGUUCUGCUGCAGUAUCGGUUAGACAACGCGUAUGUAGCUGCACAGCUCGCUAAAUUAACGGGGAACAAAGGUUACAGAUACCCGUGGGAAAGCGCCUACACAGGCGUGGAGGUGACUCAACCAUGCUGCCCUGAAGUGGCUGAGUUUCAGCAGCACAUCACAGGGUGCAUCUCCUUCGCAGUACGACAGUAUUUAGCCACUACAAGAGACGAGGAUUGGCUGAAGCACGGUGGCUGUUCAAUAGUUACCAACAUUGCUGACUUUUGGGCAUCACGAGCAGUUAUCAACUAUAACACAGGACUCUACGACAUUGCGAAUGUGAUGGGUCCAGAUGAAGAUCACAGCAAUAUUACUAAUUCUGCAUUCACAAACGUAGUCGCUGGAUAUUCACUAUACUUGGCGCAAUACGUAGCAUGCCUUUGCAAGUCCUACUACAUGGCGAAAGACCCGGACCACUGGGCGGACAUCGCUUGGAGCCUCUCACUGCCUUACAACGAUGAGUUGGACUACCACCCGCAGUUCAAAGGAUACCGAAGAGGGGAGAGCAUCAAGCAAGCUGACGUGGUGCUACUGGGAUUCCCCUUACAGUAUCCGAUGAACAGGACUACCAGAGUCAACGAUCUCUCAUACUACGAGUCGGUAACGCGUGGUAGUGGGCCUGCCAUGACGUGGAGCAUGCACACCAUUGGACACUUGGACUUAGAAGACAAUCUGAGGGCAGCUCAACUAUUCAAUAAGAGCUACUUGGGAUAUGUUAGAGAACCAUUUAAGGUGUGGACCGAGCUACGCAGACCCAAUGUUGGGGCCGUGAAUUUCUUCACGGGGAUGGGGGGUUUCUUACAGACUCUAGUCUUUGGUUACGCGGGGGUACGAGUCCAUCUGGAUAGACUCGAGAUCACCAGGCCUCAAUUACCUCCUGAGGCCACCAAGUUUAGAGUCCGAGGCAUAAAAUACCUCGGCUCAAACCUGACGCUAGAAAUCGAAGUGAAGAGCACUUCACUGACAGUGAAUUCUCUGGACGAAGGAUCACCUUUGGUGUUCUACAACGGCCGGUACAACGUGACACUGCUGCCUGGAAUGACAGUGACUCUAUCCGGCAAGGGUCCGUUCACGAUCCGCGCUUCUCAAUGGAAGGACUGCAAGCUGCCCGACGAUACUAUAGGACAGAACUACUUGCGACCUUUUGAUUCUUAGUAUAGCAGUUAUAAGGUACAGUCAGCGUCAAAUACACUGGUCAUCACAAAAAUCGGCCCACCUACGUUUUACAGGAAAACUCGUUUCUACUGACACAAUCAUGGUGCCCCAACAAUAUUGGUGUUAUUUGAAAGCCAAAUAAAUAUCCUUAAAGAAAAACACAUUUAAUUUCUUAAUAAACGAUUAACAUGUACAAUAAAAAAUGUGACUCGAAAAUAGACCUCACUUUGGGCUCACCUCUGGGAUCAUUAGACCAAUUUUUAUACGCGAGGGUCGAUUACCAAAGAGUUGAUAACACAUCUUAUUUCAGAUGUCACAAAACGUGUUGCGAACCUUUUGGUUACUUUGGUUGUCAUGAACUAUUUGACGCUGACUGUACUGUUCUUUAGCUUUUACGAUUCGUCGA